Messenger RNA from Labrus bergylta (ballan wrasse), 1855 nucleotides. RefSeq names its product acyl-CoA binding domain containing 6 (gene acbd6). The record is from RefSeq and is a predicted model, not a curated record. NCBI's taxonomy places the organism in Eukaryota, Metazoa, Chordata, Actinopteri, Labriformes, Labridae. Gene Ontology annotation, molecular function: fatty-acyl-CoA binding; protein binding.
CCGGUGCUUUGACUUGACAGGACCAGCGACGGACCAGCUGGAGAAACAAAUCCGUCUGUCACGGAAUCUAAACGGAAAACGGAUUAAAAGACGAAGUCGCCACUGAUUUACCCCAUGAAUAUACACUUUAAAGCAGCCGCUCAACGUCGGUGCUAAACAUUUUGUAAGGACCCCCCCUCACGCGUCGUCUCUGACGUUACGCCUACGUUGUAAACAAUAAUAACAAUGGCAUCUGGGUCGCCGUCGUCUUCUCCGGACACUGCGACUGGCUCAGGUACAGACCCAGCCCGGCCCGACACAGGGGAGCCCCUUGGUGGAGCAGGUUCAGACUCGGACUCAGACCUGGGUCUUGGUAAAUUUGACUGCAGCGCUAUGGAGAUGGGUGACCGACUGGAGGGAGAGGAGCUUGAGCUGGAGUUUGUGUCUGCAGCUGACCGGGUUCGAGAUCUGGUUCAGACCGCCAGCAGGGAUCAGCUGCUCUACCUGUACGCACGGUAUAAACAGGCUAAGGUGGGUAAGUGCAAUACACAGAAACCUGGCUUCUUUGACUUUGAAGGACAAAGAAAAUGGCAAGCCUGGAAGCAGCUUGGAGACAUGGACACAGAGCAGGCAAUGCAGGAGUACAUUUCCUGUGUGAAUGUGUUAGACCCUGAAGGCUGCACAAAGGAAAGACGAGGAGCAGAAAGAAGAACAGGCUUUGGAGGAGCAGCAGUCAGCUCUCUGUACCAGGAAGAGAUGAUCAGGGAAGAAGAUAAGAACAUCUUUGACUACUGCAGAGAAAAUAACAUCGACCACAUCAGCGAGGCCAUCAGCUCCCAGAAAGUGGAAGUCAACACUACAGACGAAGAGGGCCGGGCUCUCCUGCACUGGGCCUGUGACAGAGGACAUAAAGAGCUGGUGUCGGUAUUACUGCAGCACAAAGCAGACAUCAACAGUCAGGACAAUGAAGGACAGACAGCACUACAUUAUGCAUCGGCGUGCGAGUUUGCAGAAAUUGUGGAGCUCCUGCUGAACGCUGGAGCCGACCCGUCCAUCAAAGACAUGGAGGGCUCUCUUCCUGAGGAGGUCACUGAAUCCAGUGCCAUCUCCUCUCUCUUGCGUCAGUACAACGCUCCAAAAGGCUAGACCACCCACCUGCCACCACCUGCUCCCCACCCCCAUCCAUGUCUCCCUCUGUUCAUCCACAGCAGUUAGUAAACCUGGAUUUCAAAGGUUUUAUUCAACUUUAUUUCCAAAUACAUGAGGUGAGUUUGAUUUUGUUCGGAUAGCUCUUUUGAGGCGCGUGGUGUAAAAUGAGCCCUUUCAUUUGAUAAACCACAUGAAAUGAAGCACACCACAUGUGUUUUUAUUGAUAUAAAUACUCUAUAUUGACUUUAUUGGCCUAGCAAGGUUGAGUGAUAUGGAAAUCAAAGAGAUGUUUCCACUGGUUGAGAUUUGUCUGAGGUAGCUGGACCUGAAAUACCUCGUGUUGCAUUACUUUAUUGCAGAAAAUGUUUCAAAUCUAUCAGCAGGACUGCUUAUCGGCAAUAGUGCAGUAAGUUACCAUAUCAACGGUUACGAGUAUCUGAAUGUGUAAGGAAAUCAAUUCACUGGUGGAACCAAAAACUGACAUUCCCACCCACUUAUUUAAUUUAACAAUGGUUUCUUGUUUGUUUAAAGUCUUGUUGCAAGCACCUUAUUGCAAUUUAAGACUGCAUACUGUAAUAGAAGACUUUAAACAUACCACCCACUCCUGACAACCAGCCAGGCCUUCAGGUCUGGGUCAGCCCUCUCCGACCGUUUGUUCAUGAAUCAGUUGUGUUAAGGAAUGCUUUAAUCAUCUGUUCUUAUCACAUUAAAGUCUUCAACAAAUCCA